AGAAGGAAACCUGGCUCUUUGCAUGCAGGCGUUCGCGCGGCUUGGGAAGAGGCUGCCCUAUGACCCGGGCGGGAAAUUGGGGCGGUCACCUACGUGACAGUUCUCCAGUCACCUCUAAAAUGAGGGACACAGGCUAUCGAUGCCCCCACAACCCCUUUUACGGAUUAGUAAAUUCCGACGGGUCCUGCUCAAGGUCAAUGGGGCUGGUGGCCUGGAGGACUCAUUUAAGAAUCAUGUGUUGAGUACCUACUUUGAACAAAGGUGGUACCGUCUAUGCCCUGGUGACUGGGGGUGGACACAAACAUGUGACCAGGUGGCCUGGGAAGAGGAGAAACGCAGGGCACCGACCAUGAAGACUCUCAGGGCGCGAUUUAAGAAGACAGAGCUGCGGCUCAGCCCCACUGACCUUGGCUCCUGCCCGCCCUGCGGCCCCUGCCCCAUCCCGAAGCCGGCAGCCAGAGGCAGGCGCCAGAGUCAAGACUGGGGCAAGAGUGACGAGAGGCUGCUACAAGCUGUGGAAAACAACGAUGCACCUCGGGUGGCCACCCUCAUCGCCCGCAAGGGACUGGUGCCCACGAAGCUAGACCCCGAGGGCAAGUCCGCGUUCCACCUGGCAGCCAUGCGGGGUGCGGCCAGCUGUCUGGAGGUGAUGAUAGCUCAUGGUGCCAAUGUCAUGAGCACGGAUGGGGCAGGUUACAAUGCCCUCCACCUGGCCGCCAAAUACGGGCACCCACAGUGCUUGAAGCAACUACUGCAGGCUUCCUGCGUGGUGGACGUCGUGGACAACAGCGGGUGGACUGCCCUACACCAUGCAGUGGCUGGUGGCUGUCUCUCCUGUUCAGAGGUGCUGUGCUCCUUUAAGGCACAUCUAAACCCCCAAGAUCGGUCAGGCGCAACACCCCUCAUUAUAGCAGCUCAGAUGUGUCACACAGACCUGUGCCGUCUCCUGCUGCGGCAAGGAGCUGCCGCGAAUGAUCAGGACCUGCAAGGCAGGACGGCCCUGAUGCUGGCCUGUGAGGGGGCCAGCCCGGAAACAGUGGAAGUCCUGCUGCAGGGCGGAGCCCAGCCGGGCAUCACCGAUGCGCUGGGGCAGGACGCGGCUCACUAUGGCGCGCUGGCGGGGGACAAGCUCAUCCUGCACCUUCUGCAAGAGGCGGCCCAGCGCCCCUCCCCCCCCAGCGAGGAUGACUCAGGCGAGGCGUCAUCUCAGAACUCUAUGUCCAGCCAUGGAAAGCAGGGGGCUCCCAAGAAGCGGAAGGCGCCUCCACCUCCCGCCAGCAUCCCCAUGCCGGAUGAUCGAGAUGCCUAUGAGGAGAUCGUGAGGCUGCGCCAGGAGAGGGGCCGCCUCCUGCAGAAGAUCCGGGGCCUGGAACAGCACAAGGAACGGAGGCAGCAGGAGUCCCCGGAGGCCAGCUCCCUGCACAGCCUGGAGAGACAGGUGCAAGAGCUGCAGCAGCUGCUGGUGGAGAGACAGGAGGAGAAGGAGAGCCUGGGACGGGAGGUGGAGAGUUUGCAGAGCCGGCUGUCCCUGCUGGAGAACGAGCGGGAGAAUACUAGCUAUGAUGUGACCACUCUGCAGGAUGAGGAGGGUGAGCUGCCUGACUUUCCAGGGGCCGAGGCGCUGCUGUCCAGGCAACUCAGCCCAUCGGCCCAGGAACGCCUCGCCUCACUGCAGGAACAGGUGGCUGUGCUCACCAGACAGAACCAGGAACUGAUGGAGAAGGUCCAGAUCCUGGAGAACUUUGAGAAGGAUGAGACACAGAUGGAAGUGGAAGCUUCAGCAGAGGUCAUCCCUCUUGCCCUCUAUGACUCUCUCCGGGCCGAGUUUGACCAGCUGCGCAGGCAGCACACUGAGGCCCUGCAGGCACUGAGGCAGCAGGAGACACGAGAGGUCCCCAGAGAAGAGAGGGCGGCCUGUGGGGAGAGUGAAGGUGUUGGAGCCACAGCCACCAAAAACGGGCCAACCCACAUGGAGCUAAAUGGCUCAGUGGCUCCAGAAACCAAAAUUAAUGGAGCUGAGACCAUAGAUGAGAAGGCUGCAGGAGAUGAAACCACGGAAGCCAGGACUAUGGAAGCCACGUCCAUGGCAGCUGAGGCCACGGGAGCCACGGCCACAGAGACAAAACCCACAGGGGCUGAGGUCAGAGAAAUGGAGACUGUAGAAGAGGAAGCAAACAUGGAAACUAAGCCCACAGGAGUGGAGGCCAUGGGAGUGGAGGCCACAAAAACAAAAGCAGAGGAAGCAGAAGUGCUGGCCUGCGGAGCAGGUGCUGGGCAACCAGAGCCCCCAGUCACAGGGACCACAAACAUGGAGGCCACAGGCUUUAGGGCCACAGGGGUAGAAGCCACAGGAUUCAGUGCCACAGGUGUAGAGAACCCAGGGGUAGAGGCCAUGGCCCCGGGGGUCUCUGCUGGCCCUGUCCUACAUCCUGGUGCUGCAGAGGCCUCGGAAAAGCUUCAAGUAGAGCUGGAGACCAGGAUUCGCGGCUUGGAGGAGGCGCUCCGGCAGCGGGAGCGGGAGGCAGCUGCAGAGCUGGAGGCAGCCCUGGGGAAAUGCGAGGCCGCGGAAGCUGAGGCGGGCCGGCUGCGAGAGCGCGUCCGCGAGGCCGAGGGCAGCGGGGCCAGCGUGGAGAGGGGUGGCGGCGACACCGCACAGCUGCGGGCCGCCCUGGAGCAGGCCCGGGAGGAUCUCCGAGACCGGGACUCCCGCCUGCGGGAGCUGGAGGCGGCCUCGGCCUGCCUGGAUGAGGCUCGCGCCAGCCGGCUACUCGCCGAGGAGGAGGCCCGGGGCCUGCGGGCGGAGCUGGCCCAGCGGGAGGAGGCGCGGCUGGAGCAGAGCCGGGAGCUGGAGGUGCUGCGGGAGCAGCUGGCCACGGCCAAGGCCACGGGGGAGCAGCAGCGCACGGCGGCCGCGGAGCUGGGCCGGGCACGGGACGCGGCCGAAGCCCGAGUGGCUGAGCUGGCUGCGGCCUGCGAGGAGGCACGGCAGGGCCUGGCCGAGCUGCGGGAGGCCUCCGAGGCCCUCCGCCAGUCCGUGGUGCCGGCCACUGAGCACCGCCGGCUGCAGGAGGAGGCCCUGGAGCUGCGGGGCCGGGCGGCCAGUCUGGAGCAGGAGGUGGUGGCCACGGGCAAGGAGGCCGCCCGGCUGCGCGCGGAGCUGGAGCGGGAGCGUGUGUGCAGCGUGGCGCUCUCCGAGCACGAACGCAUCGUGGGCGCCCUGCAGGCUAACGUGGCACAGCUGGAGGGGCAGCUGGAGGAGCUGGGACGGCGGCAUGAGAAGACCAGCGCAGAGGUCUUCCAGGUGAGCAGGGCUGGCCCCCACCCGGCACCCCAGCGGCCACGUGGCGGCCUUUUUUUAGCCCCCUAUGAGCGAACCGGCCGCGAGGCCGCAGCUGGCGCCACUGCAGAGGCGCAGCUUACGGGCUACGGACCGGAGUUAGCUGGAUGUGUGACGUGUGCCGAAAGGGCUCGCCAGGCCCAGAGCCGGGCCCAGGAGGCUCUGGACAAGGCCAAGGAGAAGGACAAGAAGAUCACAGAACUCUCCAAAGAAGUCUUCAGUCUUAAGGAGGCCUUGAAGGAGCAGCCGGCCGCCCUGGCCACCCCCGAGGUGGAGGCCCUCCGUGACCAGGUGAAGGAUUUACAGCAGCAGCUGCAGGAAGCUGCCAGGGACCACUCCAGCGUGGUGGCUUUGUACAGAAGCCACCUCCUCUAUGCCAUUCAGGGCCAGAUGGAUGAAGAUGUGCAGCAGAUUCUCAGCCAGAUUCUACAGAUGCAGAGACUCCAGGCUCAGGGCCGCUGAGAAAGGCCAGGCCCAGUGGCUACACUGACCACACCCACGCAGGGGCCUCACGCCCCUGCAGGCCCCUUGCAGACCGGCUUCACUUGGCCCCAUCCGGACCCAUGCACUUGGAGACCAGCCUGGGUCCCUGCCCGACCGUCCUCAGCUGGCUCCAUCGCCCCACCUGGUCUCUGCAAGCAGGCACUGGUCAGUCUGGACCCGGGGCGUGACUGCCCCUCCCCCACCACCGGAGAAUCUGAGAGUCCCUGUGUCCUCCACAUCCAGACGCCAGCCCAGGAAUAAAGGCAUUCUGUGCACAGGA
Cercocebus atys (sooty mangabey) is the source of this 4100-nucleotide messenger RNA. It is a transcript of the gene ANKRD24, whose product is annotated as ankyrin repeat domain 24. Lineage: Eukaryota; Metazoa; Chordata; Mammalia; Primates; Cercopithecidae. Gene Ontology annotation, molecular function: actin binding. The transcript is spliced from 24 exons. The coding region runs from base 140 to 3799 and encodes 1219 amino acids. The record is from RefSeq and is a predicted model, not a curated record.